This is a messenger RNA of Morus notabilis, 1501 nucleotides long. RefSeq names its product RHOMBOID-like protein 9, chloroplastic. The transcript has 7 exons. Gene Ontology annotation, molecular function: serine-type endopeptidase activity. The coding region runs from base 145 to 1497 and encodes 450 amino acids. The record is from RefSeq and is a predicted model, not a curated record. Gene Ontology annotation, cellular component: membrane. NCBI's taxonomy places the organism in Eukaryota, Viridiplantae, Streptophyta, Magnoliopsida, Rosales, Moraceae.
GAGUUUUCUUAUGGGAUUUCUAACAACCAUUAAUGAGAAAAUGAAGGAUUAGAUUUAGCUGAAGAAUACUAAUAACUAGUUGCAACAACCUUUGAAAACCUUGUAAUUCUCUGAAACCACACACACCUGCGAGUUCAGGACAACAUGUCUGUUAUUCCAAUAUGCUACAAAAUGCCCUACAGAGAUCAAACUCAACAAGUACAAUGUGUAACAAGACAGAGUGAGAAAGCCUUUAGGAGCGAGAGAGUUUUUAGGACUAUGGCUGAAGGAACUGCUCUGCAGGCCAGGUCAUGUGAUUCCAAAAACCGACGAAGAUCGUUUUCGGGAAUCGAUUCGCAGAGCAGAGUUUGGUGUGCGUCGGAUUCUAACACCAAUGACAAGCAACUGAGUUCUUUGUCGUCUUAUUUUGGAAAACUCAAAGACGACAACAAAAGUUUGAACACUUCAGAAUCUUCCGUACAAAGCAGUACUAAUCAGUUGAGCUCUAAGAAGAGGUUGGAAAUUCUAGAUGCUUAUCUUGACAAGCUUGAUAAAGAUGCAGACUUGGAAGAAGAUAGUGCGAACAUCGUUGAGCCGACGACAUCAUCUUCUUUUGAUGAGGAUUCAGUCAAAGACAGUGCAGUCUCAGAACCGUUCUUUAUUAGUAAAGAAUCCGAAAGAGGCAAAGAAGCUAAAACUACAAGUAACAUGAAUCAAAGAAGUCAAAAUAGUCCAAAGAGCUCUCAAAUGUUGCAACAAGACGACGAAACAUCGGAUCUCUACUUAAUAAGCAUAUUGGCUUCUAUAAACAUCGCUGUUAUUCUGUUUGAAAUAGCAAGUCCAGUUAGAAACUCUGAACUAGAGCUGUCUUCUCUGCCAUUGUUAUAUGGAGCAAAGGUCAAUCAUAUGAUCCUAGUUGGAGAAUGGUGGAGGCUUGUGACGCCAAUGUUUCUGCACUAUGGAUUUUUUCACAUUGCUCUUAGUUGUUGGGUACUUCUCACAUUUGGGCCUAAAGUAUGUAAAGGAUAUGGUUCAUUCACUUUUGUCUUGAUCUACAUUCUUGGAGGAAUCUCUGGCAACUUGAUUAGCUUUCUUCACACACCAGACCCAACUGUUGGUGGGACAGGACCAGUAUAUGCCAUAAUUGGAGCUUGGCUGAUUUAUCAGAACCAAAACAAAGAUGUUAUUGCUAAGGAUGUUUCGGACAGUAUGUACCAAAAGGCGAUAAUCGCUACAGGUCUUGGCUUGAUAUUGAGCCAUUUUUGUCCAAUUGAUGACUGGUCACAUUUUGGAGCAACUUUUACUGGCGUGGCAUAUGGCUUACUUACAUGCCCAACACUUCAACUGGGUGAUGCAGCCUCAAGAACUGGGCAAGAAGAAGGUUUAACACUUGUAAAACGACAAGCUGAUCCUUGCAAAUCCCUGUUCUUAUUCGGUGUCUUUAUUGUCAUUUUAAGCUCUUUAUUCUUCAUUGUCGAACCUCCCUUGAACGAUGUAGUGGCCAAAAGCUUUUUAUAGAUGU